Molecule: messenger RNA, 852 nt
Organism: Coffea arabica (coffee)
Lineage: Eukaryota; Viridiplantae; Streptophyta; Magnoliopsida; Gentianales; Rubiaceae
Source: RefSeq, a predicted model, not a curated record
AUGGAGCUGGACCACGCAGAUCGACGUGUAUAUAAACCCUUGCUCGUUCCAAACUUCUCAUCACUUCUCUUCUGCUCUCAAAGGCCAUUUCCUUCCAUUAACAUCUUCAUCAUCCUCUUCUUCUUCUUCUUCGCCCUCAGUCCCUUUUCACCUCAAGCAGUCUCUGCUUCAGUUUUCAAAAGACUUCAGCUCUUCUCAACAGAAAAAGCUCAGCCCACCUCGACCUCCUCCGUUUUGUCCCUCUCCUUACAUCCUUAUUCAUCCAUCAUAAAGCCGCCAAACAACAACUACUCCGACCUCGUACGCUCCCGACUGGCGAGUGACCGAGCCCGAGCCAAGCUCAUCAACUCCAAAAUUGAGCGGGCUCUCUCCACCUUCAACCGCCCUCAUGACGUUAAACCGGACGCCCAAGUCCAACCGGAGGACCUAGAAACUACGCUGACUCCAUUUGGAGGAGGGUACAUAGCUCAGGUCAGAGUGGGCCAACCAGUAAAAGAAUUCUUCCUGCUAGCGGAUACGGGUAGCCAAAUCAACUGGCUCCAAUGCCUACCCUGCGAUGGAUGUUCUAGCGUGUCCGGUUCGGUCUUUGACCCAUCUGGGUCUUCAUCUUAUAGUCUUUUAUCCUGCGCAUCCCAGGAAUGUGCCUCCCUGGGCGGAAACAAAAAUUGCACUGCUGACCCGUGUAUGUUUAGAGCGGGCUACGGAGAUAGAUCCACUGUUGUGGGAGAAUUCGCCACUGAAACGGUGUCAUUUGGAAGUUCAGGUUCGGUUGAUAAAGUAGCCCUGGGUGCGCCCAUACAAAUCAACGCGCGGGGGCGUCGGGAAUACUUGGUCUUGGGGGCACUCCUGUAA